Molecule: messenger RNA, 3193 nt
Organism: Neoarius graeffei (lesser salmon catfish)
Lineage: Eukaryota; Metazoa; Chordata; Actinopteri; Siluriformes; Ariidae
Gene: ipmka
Product: inositol polyphosphate multikinase a
Exons: 6
Coding region: 291-1439 (382 amino acids)
Biological process (GO): inositol phosphate biosynthetic process
Cellular component (GO): nucleus; cytoplasm
Molecular function (GO): inositol tetrakisphosphate kinase activity; inositol-1,4,5-trisphosphate 3-kinase activity
Source: RefSeq, a predicted model, not a curated record
UGAGAGUCAUGCAGGAGUUGGGGCGUGAAGUGUGAGUGGUUCAGAAGGUUAACACCAGAGAUUAGUAAAGCACUUUAGCGCACAGGACAGUUAGGAAGUGACUGCUGUGCUUUCAGGAGGAAGUGGGAUGUAGGCGCUCGCAUGGAGGAAUCUGUGGAGCUUUAAAUCUUUAAUAUGACGUCGCUCAAAGCAGCCCAGGACUUUAUCUAUACUGCCUUACAUCCACGCGAGAUAUGACAUAAAGUUCAGAGUUAAACAGCGUGAUUAUGAUGUGAUAGCCGGAGGUGAGAAUGGCCACAGAGAGUCGGGUGGUAAAGUCAUCGCGCCCAGGCGCCGGUGACGGACUGCAGAGUGAAGCCACAGCGGAAGCGAAGAGCAGGGAAGCGGAGCGCGCGCGGACUCCAGUGCCGCUCUCUCACCAGGUGGCUGGACACAAGCAGGGCAUCCAUAAAGGCGGUAUCCUACAGCACUUUGAUGGAACAGUACUCAAACAGCUGCAGCCUCCACCCAGAGGCCUAUGUGAGCUGCACUUCUACACACAGGUGUUUGCUGAAGAUUGUAAAGAUCUGCACCUACUGGCUUUACAACAACAUGUACCCAAAUACUAUGGCACAUGGUCAACUCCAGAUAAACCAAAUGAGCUGUAUCUGAAGUUGGAGGAUGUCGCUGGGAGGUUUUCAUGUCCAUGCAUCAUGGAUGUAAAAAUUGGGAGAAAGAGCUAUGAUCCGUUUGCCUCACAAGAGAAACGAGAAAAGCAGAUUAGAAAGUAUCCUCUCAUGGAAGAGAUUGGGUUCUUGAUUCUAGGAAUGAGGGUUUACCAUGUAGCUUUAGAAAGCUAUAUUAGUCAUGAAAAGUUCUAUGGACGCAGCCUGACAAAAGAAACGCUUAAAACUGGAUUCAAGAGAUUUUUCCAUAACGGAGAGGAGCUAAGGAAAGAUGCCAUUUCUUUAAGCAUCCAUAAAAUCCGCAACAUCCUGCACUGGUUUGAGGGCCAGAAGCAGCUCCACUUCUAUGCCAGCUCUCUGUUGUUUGUGUAUGAGGGCUCUCUUCACAGAGCCAAUGCAAAGAACAGAAGUGAAGCUCUGACAGGACAGAAACAUAGACAGGCUGAGCCAGAGAACAGAAGUAAUGCUCACCUUACUAGCUCAAAGAUGAACAGCUCCUGUGGGCAGUUAAACAGUAGCAGCAUUCUCGAACCCAUUCACGAUAUGAGGAAUGUGAAUGGGUUGGAGUCUCACACUCUAUAUCACCUGGCUGACAUGGAGGCAAAAACAAACACUGUGGUUGAAGGCAAGAGUUCAGAUGGAGGGAAGGAGGAAAAUGUGGAGGUCAGGAUGAUUGAUUUUACCCAUGUGUUUCCCAGUAACAGCUCAGAUGAUGGCUACAUGUACGGACUAAGGAGCCUCCUCUUUGUUCUGGAGCAGCUCCUCCAAGACUGACUAUAGGUCCUCCAAGAUUAUACUAAGUUAUAUGACUUGGAUAGCUCAAAACAUCCAUAGACUUUUUUUUCCCCUAUGCUGGUUCAAGUUCAUCUUGUAAGGAUGUUGAAAUGGUGAAGUGGAGUUACUCAUCUACUAUAUAAUUAAUAGUUAUUCCACGAAAUCGAGUCAUACAUGAGCUGAUAGCUGACGAGGUGCAUAGUGACGAGUUGGCUAUAAGCCAUGUAUGACGAGAUUGAGUGGAAUAACUGUUUUAUUCUAUCCAUAUUCACUGGAUUUUGGGAAACAGAGCAUUUUUAUUUUUAUUCUUUGCAAAUUCGAUAAAUAAAAACUUGAUACAAAAUGGUCAACAAAAUAAUUUCCGCUUAGAAUGUAAACAAACCAGCGAAAUGUCAGUAGCAAUUUGUGAAAAAUGCUAUAAUAAUAAUUCUUGAAAACUAAAAAAUAUAUAUGUUCUUACCAUCAAAUACUUUCAUUCCAAAUAUCCUAUCUAUCUAUUGGUUCUGUUUCUGUUUCCGGUUGAGAGUAUGUCGUGUGUGUUUUGGAUGCCACUUCUCACCAGAGCGUUUCAUUUUUCUUUUUUUCCUUUUUUUUGGUGCGUUUGUGUAGUUUGUUGUUUGUUUUUUGUUUGAGUGAUUUGUCCGCCGGUUGUGGUGUAGCUCCAGAUCCAGUUUUGGUGUCUAUUUCCUCCAGGCCUUGGUGCACCGUGGGUGAUACCUGUGCUCCUUGCUAUGGACUGCAAUGAGCUCAUUGCUGUUUUUAACAUCAGGGUUGUCCAGCGCUCUGUGCAGCGGUGCUUUUGUGCUUGGCGUGGUGUUCUGAGCGAUGUUGCCCGGUGGCGUCGUUUGGCUGUGCAGGUGGUUUGUGACGUACCAGUGCUCUGGGUGGCAGUGCUUCUGUGCUCGCUUUGUGGAUCCAUAGUGCGGUGUUCCAAGCGAUGUUGCCCAGCGGCGUCGUGGCAGCUGGGCAGGUGGUGUGGUAUUUAUCUUCAUGCGCCUGGUGGGACUGUGGUAGCUAUGCCAUUGGAGUUCCAUCCUUACCCUCUCUUGAUGGACUGUCUUUUUUUCCUUAAUUGUGAAGCGACCUUGGGUGUGAGAAAGGCGCUAUAUGAAUUGAAAUUAUUAUUAUUAUUAUUAUUAUUAUUAUUAUUAUUAUUACAUAUUUUGUUGCUUUUUUGUUUUUUUUGGGUUUUGUUUUCGAAUAGAGUUUUUAUUUCGUCCUCGGUUGGUUCAGCAACACACUCUGGCAUUUUGUUUUUCUCUAUUCAUGGUAUACUGUAUGAGCUGAUAGCCUUGUAGUAGAGUAGCCAAUUGUUCAUAUCCAGUGAAUGUGGAUAGAAUAAUGAUUGAUUAUAUACAUUAGAUAAAUUGUGUAUCUGCUUAUAAUUAGACCCUGCUAUUGCUUGUGCUAGAAUACAGGAGGGAUGAUGUUCAGUGUAGAUGUUUUUACUCUAAAUCACCAAACGUACUGCCCCCCCAAAACAAACAAACAAACAAACAAACAAACAAACAAACAAACAAACAAACAAACAAACAAACAAACAAACAAACCAAACCCCAAACAGCUGUAUGUGACACUGAAUGUAAUUUAAAUGCAUUUUGAAAAAUAACUGGAAGAUGAAAAGCAAACUUCUUUAGAGCACAGAUCUGAUGUGAAUAUUAGAGAACUUUAAAAUAGGAACAAAUUAUAUUCUUCAUAACCAUUCAAAUUUUGCUGUUGCUUAUUCUUUAUAUCUCACUGCAAAAGUUUCAAUU